This is a messenger RNA of Mobula hypostoma (lesser devil ray), 4276 nucleotides long. RefSeq names its product ecto-ADP-ribosyltransferase 5-like. Gene Ontology annotation, molecular function: NAD+-protein-arginine ADP-ribosyltransferase activity; NAD+ poly-ADP-ribosyltransferase activity. The record is from RefSeq and is a predicted model, not a curated record. NCBI's taxonomy places the organism in Eukaryota, Metazoa, Chordata, Chondrichthyes, Myliobatiformes, Myliobatidae. Bases 378 to 1358 code for a protein of 326 amino acids. The transcript is spliced from 4 exons.
AAUACCUCAACAGAACAGCAACUGGUUGGAAUCAAUCAUCAAAUCAGCAAAACAAAAUAUGAAUUGUGAUCGGGAGAGACGAGACUGACAGUUCAGUGGGUGUGGAGUUCCUGUCACUGUUACUCACGCAGAGUCCACAUCUCCACAGUCUGUAAAUACUCCAGAACUACCGCAAUCUUCAUGCAGUCAGCUGAGAUGUAACCUGACUGAGGAAUGGAAUAAACAGUCAACAUACCCUUCUGCUUCAGAACAGUUCCUGGCUAGAGGAGUGAGAAUGGAUCCCAGGGAAGUGGUCUGCUUCUCAUAUAUCAAAGGAAGUUUCUCCUGCCAAACAUUGUAACAGAAAAACAGAGACUGCUUGACUCGAAGAGGUCACGAUGGGUUUUCUCGGUUCCUUCCUGAUAUUUAUCCUGAGUUGUUUUUGGACAAAUGUCUUUUCCCAAAGUUCAGGACACCACUUGUGCCAUGUUGCUGAGAAGAAAGGCAGCAUCCUGAUGGACAUGGCAGCAAAAUCGGCUGAUUACCACUUCAUCCAUAGCCCAGAAUCGGACCGGAUAGCCAUCGACUACAUUGAGGUGGAGCGCAAGAACAACGCAACACCCUUUGACGCUGCUUGGAACAGAGCUUCUGAAGAAUGGAAGUACAGGAAGUCAGAGGUCAGCAUUCCCGAUGGACUGCUGGAGGAGCACGUCAUAGCAGUCCUGUGCUACACAUUAGACCAACCACCUCUCUACAGAUAUUUGAAUCAAGCCAUAAGAAACUUUGGUGUGAGUGAUGAAGUAUAUUCCAAGUGUUUCCAUUACAAAAGUCUGCACUAUCUCCUGUCAGUCACUCUCGGCAUAUUACAGAACAGCACUUGGGGUCUUGCUGAAGGAACAGAGGUCUACAGAGGGAUGGACAGGAAGGUACAGGUCAGCGAGGGAGCAAACAUUCGUUUUGGGCAGUUUGCUUCAACCUCUUUGGACAUAAUGCAGUCCGUUUCAAUCUUCACUGACAGCGAUUCAGACACUAAUACUCUCUUCAACAUCACCACAGUCCAUGGUGUUGCUAUCCAGAACCUCUCCUUCUUCCGCAGAGAAGAGGAGGUGCUCAUCCCACCUUAUGAAGUGUUUAACGUUGUCAAAGUGGUAGACUGGGAAGGUGAUUACGGGGUCUUGGGUACUAACAUCGUCCUUUCUUCCAUCGGGACUCAACAGACAAAGGUGCGGCUGGAGCUGGAUGAUCUCGGACACCUGCAGGUGGUGAGGGUGCUAGAAGCUGUCUCUCCCUGGUGGCUCUCCAUUCUGGUCAUUCUGCUGGUCCUGUUGCUUGCCGCCUGCAUUAUGCUUGUGGUGAGACGGAAGUUCAUUACUGGCUGACUGGGAGCUGUAGUGUCUCAGAGCACAGGCCGUCUCUCAGAGGUCGCUCGAGCCUGCCCACUUCCACUUCCUUCCCAGCUUCAGCAGAGCCAGCUGGUUUCUUUGGACAUCCUGAUCUCAUUCCGUUCCAGAUGCAACGAUCCAGAUAAACAUUACUGAAAAGCAACAAGCAGCAACUUUUAACUUUGAGUAAGGAGACACUGAAGGAGCUAAUAAUCAAAGUUCAGAGUAAAAUUAUUAUCAAAAUAUAUGAUGAUACACAAAGAGAAAAGGGAAUGAUAUAUGUUGACUGACCCAGGGGAAGCACCAGGAUACACAACUCCUUGUAUUCAUGAGACAUAGAACAUGACAAGGCUGUAGGUGGAGCUAAAGACUGGGUUAUGGAUUAAGUGAUAGUUAGAAAUACUGGAGGUGCCCCAUUGGACCUGGUCACGCAGAGCUGCAGCUUGUGCCAAUCAUCAUUCAAUGCAGUUGAUAGUGUCCAUCAGCAAUCACCAAAGCACCAAGAAAAUACCACACAAAAUUGUCCAGCAGCUUCUAGGGAAAAAUACAGAGCUAGGAGCUAGAGAGAGAAUGAACAGAUGGAGCCAGGCAGACCACAUACAAAGGGUGACAGGGACAGAGCCUGGUGCACAGAGAAGACAGAGAGAGCACAAUGGUGCUUAGAUGUUUUGAAAACUUGACUAAGUAAGCAGUUUGUCACAGAGAGUCACCAGAUUCUCACAGUGCAGAAACAUGUCGGUGUUAGUUAUCAAGUACCAACCUAUACGUACUAAUUCCAUUUUCCAACGUUAGAUCCACAGCCCAGUAAGCUUUGACAAUUCAAGCACUUAUUCACAUGCUUCUUAGAACAUAGAACAUACUGUAGUGUAGAGCAUAAAACACAGAGCAGCACAUUGGAGGAAAAGUCCUUUUUUCCCACAAUGUUGUGCUUAACCAAUUAAACUAGAUCAAAUGACAUGCACACAUCUGUGUUCCUCCAUCUCUGCACAUUUAUGUUUGUACCUAGGAGCUUCUUAAAUGUCUCUAUUGUUUCUGUCUCCACCAUAACCCCUGGCAGCACAUUGCAGGCAUUCAUCAUUCUCUGUGAGAUAAAGCUCUUCCUCAGGUCCCCUUUAAAUCUCCUACCCUUCACCCUAAACCUAUUCCCUCUAGUUUAACAUAUUUCAGAAUGGAAAAAGUUUCCUGUUAUCUACAAUAUACUCAAUGAUCACUUUAUUAGUCACACAUGUACACCUGCUUGUUGAUGUGUAAUCAGCCAAUCACACGGCAGCAACUCAAUGCAUAAAAGCAUGCAGACAUGGUCAAGAGGUUCAGUUGUUGUUUAGACCAAACAUCAGGAUAGGGAAGAAAUGUGAUCUAAGUGAAUUAGUCUGUGGAAUGAUUGUUGGUGCCAGACACGGUGGUUUAAAACUGCUGUUCUCCUGGGAUUUUCACAGGCAACAGUCUGUAGAGUUUACAGAGAAUGGUGCAAAGAACAACAAAUAAAAUCCAGUGAGUGGCAGUUCUGUGGGUGAAAAAAACCUGUUAAGGAGAGUAGUUGGAGGAGAAUGGCCAGACUGGUUCAAGCUCUGACAGGAGAGUGACAAUUACUCAAGUAACCAGGCAUUAUUACAGUGGUGUGCAGAAGAGCAUCUCUGAACACUCAGCUGGUCAAACUUUGAAGUGGAUGGACUACAGCAGCAGAAGAACAUGAACCUACACUCAAUGGCCACUUUAUUAGAUACAGGGGGUACCUAAUAAAGUAGCCACUGGUUGUAUUUGUCUGACAAUGUUUUUUAUGUGACUACCAUGUCCCCUCCUCCUUAGCCUCCCCCCUCCGGUGAAAAAAAUACCCAGCCUAUCUGGUCUUUCCUCUUAACUGAAGCACCCCAUUCCAGACAACAUCCUGAUGAAUGUCCUCUGCACUAACUUCAGUUCAAGUUCGAGUUUAAUUGUCAUUCAGUCAUAGACAUGGAUACGGCUAAAUGAAUCAGCAUUUCACCUUGGCCAAGGUGUGAAACACUGUACCAACAGUCACAUUCAUCACACAGCACAUAGCACAUAGAACUUAAGACCAUAAGAUAUUGGAGCAGAAUUAGGCCAUUUGGCCCAUCGAGUCUGCUCUGCCAUUUCAUCAUAGCUAAUCCAUUUCCCUCUCAGCCCCAAUCUCCUGCCUUCUCCCUUUGUCCCUUCAUGCCCUGACCAAUCAAGAAUCAAUUGACCUCUGCUUUAAAUAUACCCAAUAACUUGGUUUCCACAGCUGCCUGUGGCAACAAAUUCCACAGAUUUACCACCCCUUGGCUAAAGAAAUUCCUCCUUAUCUCUGUUCUAAAUGGAUGUCCCUCUAUUCUGAGGAAGUAUCCUCUAGACUUAGACUUCCCCUCUGUAGGAGACAUCCUCUCCACAAUUACUCUAUCGAGGCCUUUCAACAUUCGAUAGGUUUCAAUGAGAUACCCCCUCAUUCUUCUGAAUUCCGGUGAGUACAGACCCAGAGCAAUCAAAUGCUCUUUAUAUGAUAAGCCUUUCAAUCCUGGAAUCAUUUUCGUGAACCUCCUUUAAAACCUCUUCAAUGUCAAUGCAUCCUUUUUUAGAUAAGGGGUCCAAAACUGCUCACAAUAUUCCAUGUGAGGCCUCACCAGUGCUUUAUCCUCAACAUUACAUCCCUGCUUUUACAUUCUAGACCUCUUGAAAUUAAUGCUAAAAUCACAUUUGACUUCCUCACCACCGACUCAACCUGCAAAUCCUUUAGGGAAUCCUGCACGAGAUCUCCCAAGUCCCUUUGCUCCUCAGAUUCUUUAAUUUUCUCUCAAUUUAGAAAUUAGACUAUUCUUUUAUUUCUUCUACCAAAGUGCAUGAUUAUACACUUAAACAACAGGAAUUCUGCAGAUGUUGGAAAUUCAAGCAACGCACAUCAGUGUUGCUAGUGAACGCAGCAG